This is a messenger RNA of Metschnikowia bicuspidata var. bicuspidata NRRL YB-4993, 752 nucleotides long. RefSeq lists its product as uncharacterized. The transcript has a single exon. The record is from RefSeq and is a predicted model, not a curated record. The coding region runs from base 195 to 704 and encodes 169 amino acids. Gene Ontology annotation, cellular component: preribosome, large subunit precursor. NCBI's taxonomy places the organism in Eukaryota, Fungi, Ascomycota, Pichiomycetes, Serinales, Metschnikowiaceae. Gene Ontology annotation, biological process: ribosomal large subunit assembly.
AACAUUGUGAGAGUAAUGUCUUCUAUUUUUCUAAGAUAAUUAAAAUUUUAGGACCUCAUACAUCGGCUGUCAUACCUUGGGUAUUUCGCAGCCAGGAUCUAGCGGACAUGGGGCCCACUGUGCACUCCCUGCUUCACGUUCUCCAAAGCCGCUUUUCGCAUCAGCUCAUCGCCAUACCUUGACCUCGUUAAACAAUGGCUCCAGCUUCCGUGCACACAAAACAGACGAAAAACAGAAGACGGAAGAAGAGAAGAACUGAGGAUUUCUCCUCGGACUCCGACUCGGAUUCUAGCAGCUCUUCAGACAACGAUGCCAGCCCCAAGCUGAAGCAAACUGAGCUGGUAGAGAAACAACAGCAACAAGUUUCCAUUGACGAUAUGGACGUCACCUCCGACACGGAAACAAAAGACGAACUCGAGCACUUGCAGCUUUCAAAGGAAAUCCAGCAACAAGUCGACAGUAUCAAAUUCACAUCUACCCAGAACCAGUCGCUAGCGGACGCGAAGGAGACCGUGCAGAAAGAUAGACAGGAAUUGGAGAAUAAGUAUUUGGCCUACAUGGCCACCACCUUUUCUGACGAUCUUGACCAGCUCCGCAAAAAACCAGAUUUCACCAACAAUUCGAUUGUUUUGUUGGCCAAAACGCUUCAGUCGGGAAGCAAUAUGUUUGACAGCGAAACCUUGGAUGCGCUUCUAAAGGAGUAAGGAACUAUUUCCUUUUAUCUUUCGUAAAUUUGUGAAGGAAACACUAUG